This is a messenger RNA of Salvelinus fontinalis (brook trout), 2033 nucleotides long. RefSeq lists its product as uncharacterized. The transcript is spliced from 3 exons. NCBI's taxonomy places the organism in Eukaryota, Metazoa, Chordata, Actinopteri, Salmoniformes, Salmonidae. Gene Ontology annotation, cellular component: mitochondrion. The coding region runs from base 21 to 1115 and encodes 364 amino acids. The record is from RefSeq and is a predicted model, not a curated record.
AACGUCUCAGGGAGGAGGAGAUGCAUCGUGUUCUGUCCCAGGGUGCAUUGCGGCAGAUGGCCUACGUGCGGUCCGUGGUCGUGGGCCUGUCGGUGUGUGAGGCUCGCCUGGCCGUGUCGGUGUGUAUUGUAGGCCGCCUGCCCACCGGGCCCGUCCAGCGUUGGGUCAGUACCUCAGCCUUUAACAGGGCAGUGGAACGGCCCAAGCUCCAACCGGAGGACCAGGACCCACCCGGCCUGGCUGGAACAGAGCCCGUCUACGGGGCAGACUCCUCCAAGCUGCCUGUGGAGGCCCUGCCGGAGGCCCCGCCGGAGGCCCCAGAGAUAGACCCUCUGCAGGACAAGUCCAUUGGUCUGGUCCAGAGAUUCAAGAAGACCUUUAAGCAGUACGGGAAGGUGAUGAUACCUGUCCAUCUCCUGACCUCCAGCGUCUGGUUCGGGACCUUCUACUACGCUGCUAUGCAGGGAGUGAAUGUGGUGCCUUUUCUGGAGUUUAUUGGUUUACCAGAGAAGAUUGUUGGUCUGCUGAAUCACUCUUCUGGUGGCUACGCCCUCACUGCCUACGCCAUGUACAAGAUUGCAACACCUGCCAGAUACACAGUGACUCUGGGUGGGACGUCCUUCUCAGUGCAGUACCUCCGUAAACACGGCUACUUCUCUACCCCGCCGCCUGUCAAAGACUACCUGCAGGACCGGAUGGAAGAGACCAGGGAGAAACUCACAGAGAAAAUGGAGGAGACUAAGGAACUGUUCUCUGAAAAAAUGGAGGAAACUAAAGAACUACUCUCGGGGAAAAUGGAAGAUACGAAAGAACGAUUGUCUGGUAUUUCCGAAAAGAUGGAGGAGACGAAAGAACGUCUCUCUGGAAAGAUGGAGGAGACGAAAGAACGUUUCUCUGGAAAGAUGGAGGAGACGAAAGAACGUUUCUCUGGAAAGGUGGAGGAGACGAAAGAACGUCUCUCUGGAAAGAUGGAGGAGACGAAAGAACGUUUCUCUGGAAAGAUGGGGGAGACGAAAGAACGUUUCUCUGGAAAGAUGGGGGAGACUAAAGACAUGUUCUCUGAUAAACUACAGGAAACCAAAGACAAAGUAUCUUACCGAAAGAAGCUAGAUUAGUCUUGUUUACAAGUGGUUGUGAAUAAACACACGUUUGGUGUCUUCAAUGUGGUUGGGGUCAAAGACAGAAUUAAGGCACGUAUUAUGAACCUGUUGAGAGACGAAUGAGUCCAGACACUGUCCUUCUGCCAUCCUGACUGCCCCAGCUAGUACCAUUAUACCUGCUAUAAGGAGGAGGCAUUUCUCAGUUCUAUUAGAAUACACUGAGGAGCAUUUAUGAAUUCUGGGUAUGAAACAAACUUCCUGUUCAAUUCAACAUCGUCCAUCAAAGCCUCAUUGAGGCUGUAACUGCUUGUGUGUCUUUCAAUCACGUUUUCUAAUGUCUUUUUUUAUCCAAUACCCAAAGUUUAAUAUAUUGUGUAUUAUUUUUGUGUUCCUAAUGUCUAAUCAACUGAGAAUUGUGCCUAUAAUAGGAAGUGUGAUUAGAGAAGUCGGUUGAUUGGUUCCUUAAAGGGAUUCUUCUGGAUGUUGGCAAUGAGGCCCUUUAUCUACUUCCACAGAGUCAGAUGUUGACAAUGAGGCCCUUUAUCUACUUCCACAGAGUCAGAUGUUGACAAUGAGGCCCUUUAUCUACUUCCACAGAGUCAGAUGUUGACAAUGAGGCCCUUUAUCUACUUCCACAGAGUCAGAUGUUGGUAAUGAGGCCCUUUAUCUACUUCCACAGAGUCAGAUGUUGACAAUGAGGCCCUUUAUCUACUUCCACAGAGUCAGAUGAACUCAUGGCCAAAAUCCAGAAGUAUCCUUCUAAGUUGCUCCGUGGAUAUUACAGAAAUAUAAAGCCGAAAUGCAAUAGAAUGAAAACCCACAGUCUGAACAGAGGGGUGUUGGAUACUGUAGUACCAGUUAUUGGACUGUUACUGUCAUUUAAAAUCAUGUCUGGUAUGAUCACAAUUUACAAUAAAGCAGAAUAUUGAGCUU